Molecule: messenger RNA, 3348 nt
Organism: Microtus oregoni (creeping vole)
Lineage: Eukaryota; Metazoa; Chordata; Mammalia; Rodentia; Cricetidae
Gene: Ergic2
Product: ERGIC and golgi 2
Exons: 14
Coding region: 146-1279 (377 amino acids)
Biological process (GO): retrograde vesicle-mediated transport, Golgi to endoplasmic reticulum; endoplasmic reticulum to Golgi vesicle-mediated transport
Cellular component (GO): membrane; endoplasmic reticulum; COPII-coated ER to Golgi transport vesicle
Source: RefSeq, a predicted model, not a curated record
GAUCGGCUGUGGGAGUCGCUUCUGCUCUCGCGAGAUCUUCGCGGACGCCGGGCUCGGGCGACCCGGGCUUCUGUGAAACAUGGCGGUCGGCUGGGACCGUAGCACUGGCAUGACUAUAUGAAGGAAGAGGAAGGUUUAUCUGAAGAUGAGGCGACUGAAUCGGAAAAAAACCUUAAGUUUGGUGAGAGAGUUAGACGCCUUUCCCAAGGUUCCUGACAGCUAUGUGGAGACAUCAGCCAGUGGGGGAACAGUUUCUCUAAUAGCAUUUACCACUAUGGCUUUAUUAACAAUAAUGGAAUUCUCAGUGUAUCAAGAUACCUGGAUGAAGUACGAAUAUGAAGUAGACAAGGAUUUUUCUAGCAAGUUGAGAAUCAACAUAGACAUUACCGUUGCCAUGAAGUGUCAGUAUGUUGGAGCAGAUGUACUGGAUUUAGCAGAGACCAUGGUUGCAUCUGCAGAUGGUCUAUCUUACGAACCAGCAGUGUUUGACCUUUCACCCCAGCAGAGAGAGUGGCAGAGGAUGCUGCAGCUGAUUCAGAGUAGGCUACAAGAAGAGCAUUCCCUUCAAGAUGUGAUAUUCAAAAGUGCUUUUAAAAGUGCGUCAACGGCACUGCCACCAAGGGAAGAUGACCCAGCGCUGACUCCAGAUGCAUGCCGAAUCCACGGUCAUCUGUACGUCAAUAAAGUAGCAGGGAAUUUUCACAUAACUGUGGGCAAGGCAAUCCCACAUCCGCGAGGGCAUGCGCACUUGGCAGCACUUGUCAACCACGAUUCUUACAACUUUUCUCACAGAAUAGACCAUUUAUCUUUUGGAGAGCUUGUUCCAGGGAUUAUUAAUCCUUUGGAUGGAACUGAAAAGAUUGCUGUAGAUCACAACCAGAUGUUCCAAUAUUUCAUUACAGUUGUGCCAACAAAGCUACAUACAUACAAGAUUUCAGCUGACACCCAUCAGUUCUCUGUCACAGAAAGGGAACGUAUCAUUAACCACGCUGCAGGCAGCCACGGAGUCUCUGGAAUAUUUAUGAAAUAUGAUCUCAGUUCUCUCAUGGUGACAGUCACUGAGGAACACAUGCCUUUCUGGCAGUUUUUUGUAAGACUCUGUGGUAUUAUUGGAGGAAUCUUUUCAACAACAGGCAUGUUACAUGGAAUCGGAAAAUUUAUAGUGGAAAUAAUUUGCUGUCGUUUCAGACUUGGAUCCUACAGGCCCGUCCGCUCUGUCCCCUUUGAAGAUGGCCACACAGACAACCACUUACCUCUUCUAGAAAAUAAUACACAUUAGCACCUCCUGGGUGGAGAAAAACUUUUUGCCUGAAACAUGAAACCUUUUCUAAUAAUAAAAUGUUGUGCAAUAUAUUCAAAGAAAAGAAAAUAUGAGAACCUGGAAACAUACUUAUUUAAAAAAAGGAAAAAAAGGAUAAAAAAAACCCCAAAAAAACAGCCAAGGAUAAAAACAAAGCGAAGUUGUCCUAUACAUGUGUGCCUGUUACAAAUGUCCUAGAAGAAAUCAUGCAGCUAACUGGAGAGGCAGCCCAGCCGGAGUGCCAGGCAAAGAUGGCCCCUCUCGCUCAAACGGACAGCGAGGAGGAGAAGAGUCUAGAGGAUGGAAGUGAAACCGUACUUACAGAGAAGGGCAUCGAUACAUGCAGAUGUGUGUCCUUUGUUUUUAAAAGAUGUCAGAAUAAAAUGUGUAAAACAUGGAAAACUAGUCUAGACUUUAAAAAACUGCAAUCAGCUCCCAUGGUUAAUAAAUGAAGCAGGGACUGGCCCUGUGUUUCAGCCAUAUUAGUGCUAAGCCAUAUUGACAAGACCAUGGUGUCCAGCACUGGGUUCUGAUGAAGGUGUCUGCUUUCCUCUGAACUCCAGCUGGCGACUUUCCUGACUGUUAACGCCGGAUUUUAGAAGAUGAAGGUGAGGUUUCUUUCCUAAGGGCAGGUGUGUAAGUGCUAUGAUAUGUGACAGGUGUCACUUACAGCUUGUACCUGGGACGCUGCAGGGAGAAAGGACAGCGUAAGACCAUAAAAGUCACUACUAAUUUGUGAACUGUCGAGGGAGAAGUCCUGUGUGCUUGUGGGCAGUGGGAGACAGGACAGCUACACAUGGGUGAGGCAGUGUCAGGUCUGAGCAGCACAGGCACAGCUGUAAGCCUGGACCAGGGACAAUACUGCCCUCGGUCGGGGCUCAGGUAACAAGAGGGAGCCCUGUCAGGUACUGUUAAGAACUGCCGGAUUUGUGUGCCAGCCGGUCUCCUCUCGUGGCUCUUGGGGCAGAAGCAUCAGUUCAUCUCCAGAGACUAAAUCUUUUGAGAGAGAAGACUGGGUUUCCGGUUCCUGUCAGACAGGACCACACUGACAAAUUACUGUGUUUUCAAGUGAAUGUUUUUACAGAUUUAAAAAAUGAUCUAUUGAAAGAGGGUAGGCAGUCAGGUAGGGAGGAGAUAGCAGCAAAACACUCAGCGGUAAAGUGUAUGAAAAGUGGUAUUAUGUAGAAAAUCAACAUUUUUAAUUAAAAUGCACAAUAUUAAGAGGUUAACUGACUAAUAAUGUAAUAAUGGUUUUCAAUUUUUAAAACAUAUCCAGGAAAUUUCAAAUAAUGAAUGAGUCUUCUCUGAGGUUUUUGUUUCUUUGUGACUUUUUGGUUGGUCUUUGUUUUUCCCCUUAUAUUUUAUAGUUGGGCUAGAAACAGGACAUCUCUCCAGAAGAAUCGCUAGUGAGAACUGGCAUGUUGGCACUUGAGACUGAACGCUGCUUUUCCAUGUCUACUGCUAGAAAGUUCAGUCAGGCUUCAGGGAAGAAAAUCCUGAUCUAGAAUUGCUUUCAGUAUUACAAUGUCUUUAGGAGAUUUAAAAUUAUUUUUAAUUUUUCCAUGGUUUCUAAGUGCCACAUUAAAAUCUUAUCUUACUGAGUUGUAUCUUUUCCAUUAAAGUUGACUCCAAGGGAAUUUGUUUAAAGCAACAUUUUCUUGGCAUUGAUUUCCAUUUUAGAAAUUAAGUCAUUCAUUUUCAAAUAGUCAGGGUCAGUAAAGAAAUGAAAAUUCUGACCGUCCGUUUGGGUAAUGAAGACAACUGCGACCAGGAUUUGUGGAGAGAGUUUUUGGCCUUACCAGGUUUUCAUUCCAGGUCAGAAAUCCCUAACUGCCUGCCAAAUUCCACAGCUUUUCCUGUGCCUGUGAUCCCUAGAGCCAGGAUACCCAAGAGUCUGUGCAGUAGUCGUGUGUGUGUUCAAUCCUAAUAUUCUAAGUCUGAGGCCUCCUUUACUUGAAAUGUAUUUUUUAUACUAUGUUUGUAUUUGUAUACUUUGACUGUAAAGACAGAAAAUAACUAGGCAAAUAAAUUACUGUCAAGUGUUGAAA